This is a messenger RNA of Ceutorhynchus assimilis (cabbage seed weevil), 3855 nucleotides long. The record is from the annotation of a GenBank genome assembly. NCBI's taxonomy places the organism in Eukaryota, Metazoa, Arthropoda, Insecta, Coleoptera, Curculionidae.
GUUAUCAAAGGUUCCACUCCUGUGGUAUCGACUUGUUGAAUUUGAUCGGCAAAUUCAAUAGCAGCCUCUAAAGUGUCUAUGCCUUGUUUAUUGGCACAAUCAACGAGAGAUAAUCUUUCUAGCAACGCUAUAGUGUCAGCAUCGAUUUUCGUUUUGGGGGGCAGUUUUUGGGGAUCUAUACAGGACCGGUGGGGCUUUUCAGGUAUUAAGGUUUUUAACGGCGCCGUUAACGGUUUAGGGGUUUUAACACAACAAUAACGUCUCAAUUGCACUCGAAUAAAGCCUAUUUUGUUCAUUACUAAACGUUUUUAAUAAGGAAAAUGUUUAAAUUAUUUCAUAACAACAAAUAACAUUAGACAUAACCUAGAAAUAUUUUGAAAGUGCGUCUUCUUUUUUUUGUUGGCAUCCCUGUGGAUCACAUUUACAGGGUUGCCAUUUUUGUAAAUAUGGAUUUGACAGCUGUUAUCUUAUAAUGACACUCGCGGCCAUGACAUGACGUCCUCAAAAAAAAACCCAAAGUAAACAAAAAUAAAUUAAUUUAACCCUGUGCUGAAAAAUGAAGUCAAAUUAAUCAAAAUAAAUUAAUCUGCGGCUCCCCGUAGCCACUAAAUAAAAAAAUCAGUGCAGUGCUCCUUACCUCAACCCAAAAAUGAUUGACAAAUAAAUUAUUUCCACCCUUUUACAAAGCUAUAGAAAAAUGUCUGGUCAUGCAGUGGUUGUAUGGGAAUACGAAAUACGAACCGGAUAUUGGAAGCCCUACACUCCCGAAGUAAGUCAGCAUUUGGAAAGGGCCAACGCCAAACAACUGACCAGAGUCAUCCUGUCAGAUGCUGACCCUACGUUGCAAAACUACUACGUAAACCUGAGGACUUUGACUCAGGAAUUGGAAUACUCAGAAAUAGCGGUUCCUGUUCGUAGAAAAUGUUACCCGCCCUCGUCUCCCGCAGGAAAAGGGGCCAAAUGGGAGUGUGUAGGAUCGGAUCACGACUGGCACGCUUUCGACAUGGAUAUUCAAUGCUUAAUAGAAGAAGCUUGGGCCAAAGGAGACCAAACCAUUGACAUGAGUAAAACGCAUUUAGGCUUUCCUUAUGUAAUUAACUUUAGCAAUUUGACUCAAAUGUGGCUGGCAAACGGUUACGUUAGAAGUGUGAGGCGAAUCAAACAAGCCCCUUAUCCUCUGGUUAAAGUCAGGCUAGAGGAACUGGCUCCGGUAACUGGCAGAAGAAAUGCUGACUUGAGAAAAACCUACCCGCAAGCUAAUCAAGCGGCUAAAGUUAUAGGCACAAGUGCAGCACUAAAUUCUGACUCCAACAAAAAAAACAGCAACAAAAAAAAGUCUUCUAAAACAACAAAAACUAGUAAUGAUACACCUACUAAUUUGGCCAGAGUUAUAUUGAGCAACUUGAAUAUUUUUGGGCAUAAAUCUACUAGUAAUAAUAAUGCAACUGCCGCAGCUAAUCAGUUGGAAAACCGCACUUUAUUGGAUGCUGAUAGUAGCAGCACAAAAUCAGGCAGGAGGCCGAGUUUGGAUACAGUUUCGACUUAUUUGAGUCAGGAGAGUAGGGAGAGUCAAGCUACAGCUUCUACAGCCGAUUUGAUUAAUUGCAGUGGAAGCGAUGAUGGUAUAGUGGAAGGAGUCGAUAAUAUUGCUUCUAUAAUUGGUUUAGAUCCAGCAAGUGCCAGCAUAUCUCGCUUCGUCCGAGUCUCAAAAUCCAGCGAAUGGGCCCCCCGCCAACCUUGCCCCCUCUGCAGGCAAACACUGAAACCCAGUUUAGUCGUAAUCGCCCUCCCUUGCAAUCACGUGUUACACUUGGAUUGUCUCAACUAUUCUUUAACGGAGCUGCAGGAAGCGGGAGAUCAACUGCACAUCCAGUGCUCAGUUUGCGGUUGCAUUUAUGGAGAAAAGCAUGGUAAUCAACCUCCUGGGACUAUGGAGUGGGGCGUCAUCGAACGCAGCUUGCCUGGCUAUCAGAAUUUUCGCACUAUACAAAUUGUUUAUAACAUUCAAUCAGGCAUUCAAGGCCCAGACCAUCCAAAUCCAGGCAGGGAAUAUUACGCUGUUGGUUUUCCAAGAGUGGCUUACAUUCCUGAUAAUCCUAAGGGCAGAAAAGUGUUGAGGCUUCUAGAUGAAGCCUGGCAUAGGAAAUUGAUAUUUACUAUAACUAGAUCAAAUACCACUGGAUGUGAAGAUGUGGUGUCCUGGAACAUUCCACACAAGACUGAAAUGGGGCCUAGUAAUAACAGCUACAGCUAUCCGGAUCCUGGUUAUCUUACUAGUGUUUUACGAGAGCUGGAAGCUUUGGGGGUUGUUGAGGAGAAUAGAGGUAAAUAAUUUUAAGGAUAAAGUAAUUUUUUUUUUUUUAAACCUGUUGCAAUAACCUAAGAGUCUUCCUUUAUUUUUGUAUAAAUUUUAUUAUUUAGCUAAUAGUUAUCAUUCGUUUAAUUUUGCAAUUAAUUAGUUUUCUCUUGGACUCAAAAGCAAAGCUUUAAUUUGUUUUUUUUUUUUUAGAUUUUUUAUUUUAAAGACUUUAAAAAGUAUUAUUUAGGUUUAACUCUUUGGGAAUUUUCCAUUUUUACUUUCUAAAAGACUUCUGUAUUUUCUUAAUAGAUUUUAGUAUAUUUUUAUAGAUCUUGUACAUUGCUUGCUGUACACUACUCAAGACAAAUACUGAAUUUAGUACAAAGCAGUUUACAUAAAAAAAAUCGUAUUUUUUAAGAACUAAUUUUUAAUGAAGAACGGGGGGCAAUAUUUUUAUAAGCUGUAACAUUUUUAAGAUGGAAUUUAAUACCACAAAAUAGGCAAUACAUUUUCUUUUCGUAAGAGUAAUUAUUUGAGUUUUGAUUAAUUAGAAAUUAUAAUAGAAUCCCAACACUCGUAGUACUGUACACAAACAGCCAUUAAAUUAAAUUAAAAUUAAGUACCUUAAAACACAGCCUCAAAUUCUCAGAGCACAUUUUGCAAAAUCUCAGGCCCAGGAAAACUGAUUUGGGUACCCAACCGUGUUACGCUAUCGGCUGCCACAAUACAAGCAGCCUUAAUAGCAUUUUCCAUUGAAAUAUGGUCGUAAUUGGCCAAACAGAAGGCCAGAGCCCCAAUAAAAGCAUCUCCAGCCCCUGUAGUGUCGAUGCUUUUUACUUUGGGAGAAUCUACAUGAAGAAGCUUUUUGCUUGGAUCGUUGGAUAAGUAAACAGCACCUUCAGCUCCUACAGUUAUAAGUACACUUUGACAGCCUUUUGAUAUUAGGAGUUUUGCUGCAAUUUCAGCUUCACUACAAUUAUAAAUAAUCAACUAUGUAUUAUUAAAUACAAAAUAAUUAUCAUUUACCAGACAUUAUUUACAGGAAGCCCAGUAAAUACAGAAGCCUCACUUUCAUUGACACAAAAUAUUGAAGGCAAUUUUAAUAGCUCCAAAUUGUAUUGAGCUAAAGCUGGAGCCCCAUUUAAUAUAGAAAUCCCUUUGCAUAGUUUUAAAGCUUCAAUAGCAGUCUCGACAGGUGUCUCCAAUUGUAACACUAAAACUUUAGCUAAACUAAUUAAUGGCUGAGAGUCUAGAACAUCUUUAGGACUUAAGCUAAGAUUGGCUCCAGCUACAAUUACAAUUUGGUUAAUGCCAGAGUCGGCUACAAUUAUCUGUGCAAUGCCGCUGCUGGAGUUUUCAGUUAUUCUAACAUUUUGUGUGUCGAUUUGCUCGUUUUUAAGAUUGUUGAUGUAUUUGGGGCCCCAAACGUCGUCGCCUACUCUGGCAACCAGGGCUACGUCUCCUCCUAGUUUGGCAGCGGCCACACAUUGAUUCGCUCCUUUUCCACCGAAAUUUGUUACAAAUUUGUGACCGUGUAUGGUUUCGCCUGCCUCAGG